Tribolium madens (black flour beetle) is the source of this 2132-nucleotide messenger RNA. It is a transcript of the gene hb, whose product is annotated as protein hunchback. Lineage: Eukaryota; Metazoa; Arthropoda; Insecta; Coleoptera; Tenebrionidae. Bases 123 to 1700 code for a protein of 525 amino acids. Gene Ontology annotation, cellular component: nucleus. Gene Ontology annotation, biological process: regulation of gene expression. The record is from RefSeq and is a predicted model, not a curated record. The transcript has 3 exons.
CGAAACUUAUUUUUCAUUCGUCUUCGAGCGGGGACGUCGUGAUGUAGUAGCUCCUAAAUUUUAUUCAUUAUAGUGUCUGUAUUUUUCGAGUGUUUUUUAAAAAUUCUUUGAGUGUAUGUGAAAUGAUAGAUAAAGACAUGAAUUCGGCUUGCAUGAGGGGUGGCUCAAUCCGCACAUUGAAUAAUUAUCAACAAAUGUUGGAACCGCGAUCUCCACACACUGCUUGGCAAUUCGGCGUAUCACAAAUCGUGAAACGCGAACCAAUGGACGAAGAUAAGAACGAUUCCGGGGUUACUUCCGGAAGUGACUUCCACUCGUCUUCCCCCAGCAGUGAUACCAGUCAGGAUUUACAACAUUCUUAUCAAUCGCCCCAAACUCAGCCGACUCGGUUUUACUCCACUCCGAUUGUGCCCCAUUUCGCGUACAAUCACAACCCUUUGACACCCCCAAACUCCGAACCACUAGUCUCCCCCAAGAGCGAGAAGGAGGAGAAGGACAUGGAGACGACUCUGACGCCUUGUGCUUCUCCGAGUCGCAAACCGGAGGAAAACCAGGAUCAUCUCCGCCGUCUGGAGAUGUCCCUGGAGAAGAGUGGCUUGUUUUCGUCCAAAACGAGCGAACACUCUGUGGAUGAGUUAUCAGGGAAAAGUGAUAACGAUGCUGAAGAGUACGACGAGCAAAGUUUGAGAGUCCCCAAAGUUAACUCACACGGAAAAAUCAAGACUUUUAAAUGCAAACAAUGCGAUUUUGUCGCAAUCACAAAACUCGAACAGUGGAACCACAGCAAAGUCCAUAUUCGAGAAGACAAACGAUUGACUUGCCCCAAGUGCCCGUUCAUCACCGAAUACAAGCACCAUUUGGAGUACCACCUGCGGAACCAUGCGGGUUCCAAGCCGUUCCAAUGCAACAAAUGUGAUUACACUUGUGUGAACAAAUCAAUGUUAAAUUCACACAUGAAAUCGCACUCGAAUGUUUACCGCUAUAGUUGUCGAGACUGCAGCUACGCUACCAAAUAUUGUCACUCUUUGAAGAUCCACCUUCGGAGAUAUGGACACACCCCUAAUGUGGUUUUGGACGAGGAAGGUAACCCUUGCCCCGACAUCAUCAUCGACGUCCAUGGGACUCGCCGAGGCCCUAAAAUCAAAACACAACCCAAAGCAGAGGAGUCCAAACCGGAAACGCUUCCGUUCCUCAACCUACAACAACAACUCCCGUUUCCGGGAUACCCCUUCUUCGGGGGAUUCCCCAACGCCCAAUUGUUACAACAGUUGAUCCGGGAGCGACAAUUGGCUUCUGGAGGUCCCCCGGAAGAGUCCAGAGUUCUGGAUUUGAGCAAACCGGGAUGUAGUUAUGGCGGAGAACAGAAGAGUAGACGCAAAGGGCCGGCGUUUAAGGUCGAUCCGGCACAAGUUGAGUCGGAGGAGGAGGACGAGGAAACCUCGACGACGGUGUUUAGUAACGUGGAGGUGGUCCAAGAAGAGGCCAAGAAGGAGGAGUCCGAAGUCGCUGAUAGUAAUAAUAAUAAAGAAGAGGGUAAUAAUUGCCAAUAUUGUAAUAUCGCGUUCGGAGAUGCCGUUUUGUAUACUAUCCAUAUGGGUUAUCAUGGGUUCCACAAUCCGUUCACUUGUAACAUGUGUGGAGUGGAAUGCUCGGACAAGGUCUCGUUCUUUUUGCAUAUUGCACGUGUUUCUCAUUCGUAAAUUAAGACUGAUUAGAAUUAAUUAGAAUUAGUUUUGUGUUUUUUUUUAUUUAACUAGUCAUACGGGGCCGCAAGCCCGACUUCUCAAAUCUAGUUAUUUUACGCUUUUACGUGCAAUUUAUUUUUGUUAAUCACAAACUGGAGAUGUACGGGUAGGAACUCCACAGCUGAACCAAAUAUUUUUUUUUACCGAAUUAGGUCAAUUUUUAAUUUAUUUUUGUCUGUAACGUUUUGUCGUAGUGGUUUAGUAAAUAGGCGAUUUCAAGUUUUAUUGUCAUAUUUUUAUACUUGUGGGGCCAUGACAUAAGACUGAUGAUUGUAUUUGUAAAUAAGUUUCAAUGUUUUCUAUAGCUCGAGCAACAAUCAAAGAUUAUUGUAACAUAGUUGUGUGUAUUAUACUAUUGUUUAAACCAAAUAAUAAACAGUAGCAGAG